AUGGCUCUUCGUGCUGCUUCUUUCGCUCCCUCUGCAGUUCCUGUGUCUUCAGCAUGCGAGGGUGUGGAUUCAAUUGCUUGCAGCUGUUAUUCUGCUUCUCGCUCUUCCUUGCAUCAUCACCACCAUCUGCAGCAGCAGCAGCAGCAGCAGCAGAAACACGAGCAGCAGCAGAAGCACGAGCAGCAACAGCAACAGCAGCAGCAGCAGCAACCUGGAGCAUUUCGUUUGUUAGAUUCUCUUAAUCGCCUCGGGUCUUGGGUUUGUGCGGGCGAGGGCUUUGAUAGAAAUGCAGAGGGGGGACAGCUGAAGACGCGGAGGCUUCUAAGGGCUUCGCUGCCUUCUACUAGCUGCUGCAGCAGCAGCUGCAGCAGCACCUGCAGCAGCAGCAGCAGCAGCAGCAAGGGGAGUGCAGCAGCAAAGCUUGUGUUUAAAGACAGUCAUCUCCAUAGCUGCUCCUCCUGUGCUGCUGCUGAGGGUCGCAGCAGCAGAGCGCGGGCAUGCCCCUUGGGUGGAGGCCGAGGGCUUGAUGCUGCAGCAGCAGCUAGCUGCUGCAGCAGCAGCAGCAGCACUAGCAGCAAGGUGUUUAGGGGUUGCGAAGCCCACAGCAGCAGCAGCAGCAACAACAACAACAGCGUCAAUAGCAGCAGAUUGUCUGCUUGUGGUGGCGGAGGAAGAGCGAAGGAGAAUGACAGCGGCAUGCGUUCAGGAUGCAGCAGCAGCAGCAGCAGCAGGUACAGCAGCAGCAGCAGCAGCAGGAUAAGGUGCAGCAGCAGCAGCAGGAGGGAGAUGGAGGAGCUUCAGAUUUUGCUGCAGCGGGGGGACGCCGUGUUGUUUGAGCACGUACGAGCGAUUGAAGCAUAUCAAGAGCUGCUGAGUGCAGCAGCAGCAGCAGGGAGAGGCAGCAGCAGCUUACACUGGGAGCUGCUAAAUGCAGGAGAUAGAGUUAGAGAGGAGUUUUUGUGGCUGUCACGAAGAGGAGGUGUGGGGUCAAAGACAGCAGCAAAUCUAAGAGCACAAGCAGGAAGACGUGCUGCUGCAGUAGAUAUUAUAAUGAGUUAUGCAGCAGACUUGCAGCGCUGCUUUGGAGCAGCAGCAAGAGAUGUUCCUAGGGUGUCUGUACACCUGGCAGUGUCUAUACUUGAUGCAGCAGACCUUAUAUCUCGAGUAAGAGGAGAUGCAGAGGGGUUAAAGAGCUGUGCUGCCUUCUGCUUGCUGCUAGCAAUGCAGCAUGAAGCUCCUAAUAGCACUGCACUUGAAGCAAAGUUAAAAAGGUUGCUGGGGCUAGAUAAUUUAAUACCGCAGACGUUCGGGAUGUCUUUCGUUGCGCUGCAGCAGGAGACGCUGGCUAAGCUUAACGGCUGUCUCUGCAUGCCUCUUCCUCUUGAAUUUGCUUGCUCUUACUUGCAGCAAAUGCAAGAUGCUGACGCACAAAACCAGCAGCAGCAGCAGCAGCAGCAGCAGCAGCAGGUGCUGCCAGGAGCAGCAAGCAGGGCAGAGCUUGUGUCUUAUUUAUUAGAUUGCUUUUGUCUUGCGCCAGAGUAUGUGGUGACGCCUCCUUCGCUUGCUGCAGCAGCAGCAGUAGAAUUAGCUCUUCGUAUUGCAAGUGCAGAUCCUACCACCCCACAGACCCCACCCCACACUCGACCCCACACCUCCCGGGGGAACGAUCCCGAUCCCGAUCCCGAUCCCGGGAGACGUGGGGGCUCAAGACCCACCUCCAACCCAGACAGACGUAUAGGAGGAUAUACAAAGCAGCAACUACGACCUGCAUUGAAGGCGCUGCAGCUCUUCUUAACAACCAAAGCAGAUAAAUACCCAGGGCUUCAGCGCCUCCACCUCAAAGGCUGGGGGUCAGUGAACUGGCAGAUAUCUCACGAAUAA
This is a messenger RNA of Eimeria acervulina, 1881 nucleotides long. RefSeq lists its product as hypothetical. Gene Ontology annotation, biological process: regulation of transcription by RNA polymerase II. The transcript has a single exon. The coding region runs from base 1 to 1881 and encodes 626 amino acids. Gene Ontology annotation, molecular function: transcription cis-regulatory region binding. The record is from RefSeq and is a predicted model, not a curated record. Gene Ontology annotation, cellular component: nucleus. NCBI's taxonomy places the organism in Eukaryota, Apicomplexa, Conoidasida, Eucoccidiorida, Eimeriidae.